Oldenlandia corymbosa var. corymbosa is the source of this 861-nucleotide messenger RNA. The record is from the annotation of a GenBank genome assembly. Lineage: Eukaryota; Viridiplantae; Streptophyta; Magnoliopsida; Gentianales; Rubiaceae.
AUGGUGUUCGUCAGGACAACUAACUGGGAUCAGAAAGAGGGAAAGCAGAGACACCAAAACCUGUUAUUAAUCCACCAGGAGGAUAAUAAUACUUGUUCUUUGCAUCGUCUAAGACUUCCGUUCGAUGACAGUGAUUCCUUCUUUCCUUGUAAAGGAUCAUGUAACGGAAUUUUCUGGUUUGACAGGCGACCGGGUUCGGUUUUGAUCCGUCUACUAAUGAUCAUCAGGAUUCUAAAGGAGCAGAAUUCUGAUCAGAGUACACAUUUGUCUGCGGAGAUUUACAAACUCAGUAAGUUUAGCUGGACUAUGAUUGAGGAGGACAGCGGCUUUGACCUGAAUUUAGUUUCUGAGUUCUUGAAUUUCGCGGUGGAGGUACAGGAGUGGAUUUUCAUGGUUCCCUUCACUGGCGGAUUCUCACCCGCAACGCUCCUCCUGACCAGGUUCAACAAAGGCUUCGGAGACUACCCUCCUGAUGGUGGUGGUGAAUUAAACAAUCGUUUUUGGAGGAUUUGGAUACUCAGGGUCUUGGGUGAUUCCCUUGCAAUUGUCUCCAAAAACGAGUCAGGGAUCACGGGCGAAACGUUCGAUGUGUUGGUGAUGGAGGAAUAUGGCAAGCCGGAGUCAUGGACAAAGAAAUGUUCAGUUGGUCCAUUUUCACCACCGGGUUUUCCACAACCCCAUUGGCGCCAGUUGACUUGUUGGAAUGGUAACCAGCUUCUGGCACUAAGUAAUGGUGAUGGAGACUUGGUCUCUUGUAAGCUUCCCCUGAGGGAUGGUUCUUCUGAAGAGGAGGAAGAACAACAAAUUACAAAAUUCGACAUCGAUUGUAAACAUGUCCUACGUACUCUGUAUGCUAACUGA